This is a messenger RNA of Orbicella faveolata, 1480 nucleotides long. RefSeq lists its product as uncharacterized. Lineage: Eukaryota; Metazoa; Cnidaria; Anthozoa; Scleractinia; Merulinidae. Gene Ontology annotation, molecular function: DNA helicase activity. The record is from RefSeq and is a predicted model, not a curated record. Gene Ontology annotation, biological process: DNA repair; telomere maintenance.
UUCCUAUGAUCCUAUGGCUAAUGGCUAUGCUUUUGUUUCUAAAAAUUAUUCCAGUUUGAGGGGCAGUGUGUUUCCUAAUACAAUAAUUAUUAUGAACCAUGAUUCAUCCUGGAAUUGUUUGACUGAGAGGCUUGCUCUCAUAGGGUUAAUACCAAAAGAUGUUGGUGGGUCUGGUGAUUGCUUUUUUAAGUCAGUUUCACAUCAGCUCUACGGAUUUGCAGAUUUGCAUUAUGACAUUCGUACAACUGGAAUAGAUCAUUUAUACAACUAUCCAGAAUUUUAUCUUGAGAGUAUUGGUAAUGAUCACUGGACAAAUUAUAUUGAACAAAUGGCAAAGCCAGGUACAUGGUGCGAUAAUAUUAUUAUUCAAGCUGUGGCUAAUGCUUUCAACUGUGUAAUUCACUAUAUAUUGCCUACAGUUGUUAUUGUAAAAUUUGAUGACUAUAGUGGUCCAUCUAUCAGUGAUAGCAUUCCAGGAUGUGUUCCUAUAUGCCCAAUAACAGUAACUUCACAAACAGUAGAUGGUAUUCAUGAAAGGCAACAAUUGCCUCUAAAACUUGCUUGGGCAAUAACAAUACACAAGAGUCAAGGAUUAACACUGCCAAAAGCAUGGAUUGACAUUGGUCAGAGUGAAAGAACUGCAGGCAUUUCAUAUGUAGCUAUAUAUUUUAUCGAUGAGAUUUCUAUGGUUGGAAGUGGCAUGUUCAACUUUUUGAACUUAAGGUUGCAACAAAUUAUGGGAACUAAUGAACCAUUCGUUGGAAUAAGCUUGGUAACUGUUGGAGAUCUUUUCCAGCUUAAGCCAGUUUUUGAUAAGUGGAUCUUUGAAAAUUCCCAAUCUGGCUAUGAUGAAUUUGCAACUAACAUUUGGACAGAGUACUUCACCCUUUUCGAAUUGACAGAAAUAAUGAGACAAAAAGAUGACAAAGAAUUUGCUCAGCUACUCAAUCGUUUGAGAGAGGGAAAUCAGUCUGAAGGUGAUAUAUCCAUUUUGCAACAACGACUUCUGAAUGUAAGGCCUGAACAAGAUAAUUAUCCUAUGAACAUGGGACAUUUAUAUACCACAAAUGCAUCAGUAGAUGCUCACAACAAUGCUCUGUAUACCCUCUCUAAAGCUGAUAAAGCUCAGAUUAAGGCUGUGGACGUUAUAGUUGGGGACAUUUCUGAUGAUCUCAAGAAACAAAUGAAAAACAAAAUCCCAGAUGAUCCAACACAGACAAUGGGUUUAUAUUCGCUAGUGUCUGUAGCGACUGCAGCAAAAUAUGACUUGACAACUAAUAUUGAUGUGACUGACGGGCUCACCAAUGGUGCAGAGUGUGUCAUAGAAAACAUGGACUACAGAGUUGAAAAUUCCACCAGACCAAGUAUUAUCUGGGUCUCUUUUCCACAUCCUGACAUAGACAAGAGCGUUAUUUCAGACUACGAGUCAGAGGAGAUGGUGAUAAAGAAGCUGGAAAAAGAACUGCUGUGGAGAGAGUGA